AUGUACAACGAGGAGAAAUACUACGAUGACGAAUUGAUUGACCUGUCGGAGAUGGGCGAGUCCAUUUUUGGUAAUCCGGAUACUGAAACUACUGGAGUUUUGGUAGACUCCCAAAAUGAGCAGUCGCAACAGAAUCCCGAAGAGCUGGGCACCUACCACGAAGGUGAUAUACUAAUACCACUUAAUUACCGGGACGUCCGCACCGACGACACACGUAAUGGCCUACUAGCGCUGAGCACACGUUGGCCCGGCGGUGUGGUUCCCUACGAAAUCAAAGGAAUAUUCACAACCCAGGAGCUGGGCAACAUACAACAUGCCUUUAAAGAGUAUCACGACAAGACUUGUGUGCGUUUCAAGCCGCGCACAAACGAAAAGGAUUACAUUUCCAUAGUAAACGGUAAAUCUGGAUGCUGGAGCAGCAUUGGACGCCUAGGUGGUCGCCAAGAGGUCAACCUACAGUCACCGAACUGCUUGCGCACAUAUGGCACGCCCAUACACGAACUUAUGCAUGCGCUGGGCUUUCUCCAUGAGCAGAAUCGCUACGAGCGCGAUUCCUACGUGCAGGUGCUGAGCGAGAACGUAAAGCCCGGCAUGUUGGCCAACUUUGAUAAGGGCAGCGCCAGGACACAAUCGGGCUUUGGCGUUGAUUAUGAUUAUGCUAGUGUGAUGCAUUACUCGACCACCAGCUUCAGUAGGAACGGACAGCCGACACUGAAAGCUUUGCGCAGCAAUCCUGAUGCCCGCCAGAUGGGACAACGGCGCGGCUUCUCUUCCAGUGAUGUACGCAAGAUUAAUGCGAUGUACAAAUGCAAACUCUAA
Drosophila novamexicana is the source of this 819-nucleotide messenger RNA. RefSeq names its product zinc metalloproteinase nas-4. Lineage: Eukaryota; Metazoa; Arthropoda; Insecta; Diptera; Drosophilidae. Gene Ontology annotation, biological process: proteolysis. Bases 1 to 819 code for a protein of 272 amino acids. The record is from RefSeq and is a predicted model, not a curated record. The transcript has 2 exons. Gene Ontology annotation, molecular function: metalloendopeptidase activity; zinc ion binding.